Molecule: messenger RNA, 3513 nt
Organism: Suricata suricatta (meerkat)
Lineage: Eukaryota; Metazoa; Chordata; Mammalia; Carnivora; Herpestidae
Gene: IARS2
Product: isoleucyl-tRNA synthetase 2, mitochondrial
Exons: 23
Coding region: 141-3164 (1007 amino acids)
Biological process (GO): isoleucyl-tRNA aminoacylation
Cellular component (GO): cytosol
Molecular function (GO): tRNA binding; ATP binding; isoleucine-tRNA ligase activity
Source: RefSeq, a predicted model, not a curated record
CCCCGCCUUUUCCGUGCCCCGCGCGCGUGCGCACUCCGGUAGAGCUCCUGGAGGUUCUCCCGGGUCCGUGGUGUCCAGAGCCCGGGCGGGAUCCUCCCGCCGAGGACCUGGCACUCGCUGGAGCCCGGGGUUAGCCUGCCAUGCGUUGGGGGCUUCACCCGCGCGGGCCGGGAGCGGCGGCUCUGGUCACGGCCCGAAACUUGUGGGUGCCGCCCCACCCUCGUCGUCACCCGAGAUGGCUAGGGACGACGAGGGUUUUGUUGCGGUCAGUCACUGGGGCCAGUAACCAGCUGCAGAACUCGAGUAAUGGCAGAUAUCGGGAUACAGUGCUGCUGCCGCAGACCAGCUUUCCCAUGAAGCUGCUGGGCCGCCAGCAGCCCGACAAGGAGCUGGAGAUCCAGCAGAAAUGCGGAUUUUCAGAACUUUAUUCGUGGCAGAGAGAAAGAAAAGUAAAGACAGAAUUUUGUCUUCAUGAUGGACCUCCAUAUGCAAAUGGUGACCCACAUGUUGGACACGCUUUAAAUAAGAUUUUGAAGGAUAUAGCCAAUCGAUACCAUAUGAUGAGAGGUUCCAAAAUACAUUUUGUGCCAGGCUGGGAUUGUCAUGGUUUACCCAUUGAAAUAAAAGUAUUAUCAGAGCUUGGUGGAAAAGCUCAGGAUCUUUCAGCUAUAGAAAUUAGACAGAAAGCUAGGUCAUUUGCUGAGGCAGCAAUUGAGAAACAGAGAUCAGCAUUUAUUCGUUGGGGAGUAAUGGCAGAUUGGAAUAAUUGCUACUAUACAUUUGAUGGAAAAUAUGAGGCCAAGCAGUUGAGAAUUUUCUACCAAAUGUAUGAGAAGGGCUUGAUUUACCGAUCUUACAAGCCUGUGUUUUGGUCUCCCUCAUCAAGGACUGCGUUGGCUGAAGCAGAACUUGAGUAUAAUCCUGAACAUGUCAGCCGCUCAGUAUAUGUAAAAUUCCCUCUCUUGAAACCUUCUCCCAAGUUGGUAUCUCUUAUAGAUGGUUCAUCUCCUGUUAGUUUUUUAGUCUGGACCACCCAGCCUUGGACAAUUCCAGCCAAUGAAGCUGUUUGUUAUAUGCCAGACUCAAAGUAUGCUGUUGUAAAAUGUUCCAAAUCUGGAGACCUGUACAUACUUGCUGCAGAUAAAGUAACAUCUGUUGCUUCUGUUUUGGAAACAACAUUUGAAGUUAUUUCAACAUUUUCAGGUGUGGAUUUGGAAAGUGGUACUUGUACUCAUCCUUUAAUUCCUGAUAAAGCCUCUCCUCUUUUACCUGCAAAUCAUGUGACUAUGACAAAAGGAACAGGGCUGGUUCACACAGCCCCAGCCCAUGGUAUGGAGGAUUACAGUGUGGCUUCUCAACACAGCCUGCCCACGGAUUGUUUAGUGGAUGAAGAUGGAGUUUUCACAGAAGCUGCAGGUCCUGAACUUCAAAACAAGGCUGUCCUUGAAGAGGGAACAGAUGUGGUUAUAAAGAUGCUUAAGGCUUCAAAACAUCUGUUGAAGGAGGAGAAAUUGGUACACAGCUACCCCUAUGACUGGAGGACUAAGAAGCCUGUGGUCAUUCGUGCCAGCAAGCAGUGGUUUGUCAACAUCGCGGAUGUCAAGGCUACAGCCAAGGAAUUGUUAAAAAAAGUGAAAUUUAUUCCUGGAUCAGCACUGAACGCCAUGGUCGAAACGAUGGACAGACGGCCCUACUGGUGUAUAUCCAGGCAGAGAGUUUGGGGGGUUCCCAUCCCUGUGUUCCACCACAAGACAAAAGAUGAAUUCUUGAUCAACAGCCAGACCACUGAGCAUAUCAUUAAGUUAGUGGAACAGCAUGGCAGUGACGUCUGGUGGACUCAUCCCCCUGAGCAGCUCCUUCCGCAGGAAGUCUUAUCUCAGGUCGGUGGUCCUGACGCCUUGGAGUAUGUGCCUGGUCAGGAUAUUUUGGACAUCUGGUUUGACAGCGGGACGUCAUGGUCUUGUGUUCUUCCAGGUACUGACCAAAGAGCAGAUUUGUACUUGGAAGGAAAAGACCAGCUUGGUGGUUGGUUUCAGUCUUCUUUACUAACGAGCGUGGCAACAAGGAAAAAAGCGCCUUUUAACGGUGCGCCGGGCCCCGCACGGCUGUGCCUCGUGAUGCUGUGGAACGUUGGGCGUGAUGGGCCCGGGCCCUGCGGGGACGCGGCGCCUGCAGCCGUGGUGGGAACGUGGGAACGGCGGGCGAAAAAUGGCCCAGCCACCCUCACCGUCAGCAGCCCUCGGCGUCGAGGCUGGAGCCUCCCCCAGCACGGACCUUACAGUUUGCUAAAAGCUCAGCUUAGGAAUACACUCCGCUUUCUUUUGGGAAAUAUCGCUGGUUUCAACCCAGAAACAGACUCCAUUCCUGUUAACAAUAUGUAUGUCAUAGACCAGUAUAUGCUACAUUUACUGCAAGAUUUAGCAAACAAGAUUACCGAUUCAUAUAAACAGUACGACUUUGGAAAAGUUGUUCGGCUGUUACGAGCAUUUUAUACCAGAGAACUCUCGAACUUUUAUUUCAGCAUCAUCAAAGACCGGCUCUACUGUGAGAGCGCAGCCGACCCCAGACGGCGCUCCUGCCAGACCGCGUUAGCUGAAAUCUUGGACGUGCUGGUUCGUUCUUUUGCUCCCGUUCUUCCUCACCUGGCCGAAGAGGUAUUCCAGCACGUACCUUACAUCAAAGAACCCAAGAGUGUUUUUCGUACUGGGUGGAUUAGAACAAGUUCUAUCUGGAAGAAGCCAGGAUUAGAGGAAGCAAUUGAGGGCGCAUGUGCAAUGAGAGACUCAUUUCUUGGAAGCGUCCCGGGUAGAAAUGCCGCCGAGUACAAGGUUACGAUUGUGAUAGAGCCCGGGCUGCUCUUUGAGAUAAUAGAGAUGCUACAAGCCGAGGAGACUUCCAGCACCUCUCAGUUGAAUGAAUUAAUGAUGGCUUCCCAGACAACUUUACUCCCUGAGGAUCCACGAACACUAACCGAAGAUGCAAUUGAGUGCAAAGGGACAUUCCUGAUCAAUUUAGAAGGGGGUGAUAUUCGUGAAGAGUCUUCGUAUAAAGUGAUCGUCAUGCCAACUACCAAAGAGAAAUGCCCUCGCUGUUGGAAGUUCACCGCCGAGUCCUCGGACACGCUCUGCCCCCGGUGCUCGGACGUCGUCGGCGGAAAGCGGUAGCUCGCUGUGCCGUUGACCGCUCGCUGCUGAGUGCCCCAGCCCCGCGGAAAACACGAGCGUUAGGUGACGAGUGGAGGAGUAAACGGUGGAGGAUAAGGGGCAGAUUCAGAAUUACAGGUUUGUCCUGUAUUAGAUAAAAAAUGUGCAUAUAUUUAUAUUCAUGCAGAAAAAUAUAAAUACGUAGACGGAUCUAGACAGAUCCAUAAUGGAUUUAUUCAGAACAGAGACACUGAAUAUGUUUGCCUUCAAAGGCGGCUGACGAGAAAAUGUUUUAUAUUUUAUAAAUCUUCUUGACUUGGGAUUUAAGUUCUAUAAUGUCUAAAAAUAAAGCCCUCUGGAAAAUCACUGA